AUGAUUGUGCCCGGCAUGGAAGAAAUACUCAAGCACACGGCUACGUUGCCCACCUCGACUCCUACUGUUGGACCGAUUCCGACGGUCCUUCCGGGUGAUUGGCCUGUUGUGCUGCAUAUUCAUGGCACCGGAAAGCGGACAUUAUGGGUCGUGGUCGCCCUCAUGGCAAUCUCCUCGAUUGCCUUUUACACCCUGGCUGCCCGAGUUCGAGUUCAAACCCGCCUCCUACACACCCUGACAGCCCUCAUCACAACAGUCUCCUUCCUCUCCUACCUCGCUAUGGCCACCGGUGAAGGCGUCACCUACAAACACUCCAUCGUCCACCACACCCACGAACACGUCCCAGACACCCACCAAGAAUACCUCCGCCAAAUCUUCUGGGUUCGCUACCUCAACUGGAUCAUCACCACUCCUCUUAUCCUUAUCAACAUCGCUCUCCUCGGCGGUCUGAACGGUGCAAAUCUAGUCGUCGCUAUUGCUGCUGAUCUGAUCAUGUUCGCUGCUGGGUUGACGGCUACGUUCGCCCAUGACCAGCGCCGUUGGGUCUGGUACACAAUUGUCAUCAUCUCUUUCCUGACGGUCGGGUUCCAGGUUGGCUAUAAUGGUGUUCGUUCCGUGCGACGAGGCGCAGAUCAGCAUCGCGCCCUGUUCACGUCCUUUGCGGGUGCGAACUUGCUUGUUUUCUUGCUUUAUCCGAUCAUCCUUGCCGCGUCGCCGCUCAGUCAACGCAUCAGUGUCGAUGCUGAGACUGUCGCAUGGGCAAUCCAUGAUAUCCUGACCCAGGGUCUUUUUGGAUACUGGUUGCUGCUUGGUCACGAUCGUAGCGAGACUGGACAACUCUUCGUUGAUGGUUUCUGGUCCCAUGGUAUCAGCCAUGAAGGCGCACUUCGUGUCGGCGAGACUGACGGGGCUUAA
This is a messenger RNA of Talaromyces amestolkiae, 915 nucleotides long. RefSeq lists its product as uncharacterized. Gene Ontology annotation, cellular component: endoplasmic reticulum; plasma membrane. Bases 1 to 915 code for a protein of 304 amino acids. NCBI's taxonomy places the organism in Eukaryota, Fungi, Ascomycota, Eurotiomycetes, Eurotiales, Trichocomaceae. The transcript is spliced from 5 exons. The record is from RefSeq and is a predicted model, not a curated record.